Molecule: messenger RNA, 1387 nt
Organism: Anopheles funestus (African malaria mosquito)
Lineage: Eukaryota; Metazoa; Arthropoda; Insecta; Diptera; Culicidae
Product: zinc finger protein-like 1 homolog
Exons: 5
Coding region: 162-1088 (308 amino acids)
Cellular component (GO): Golgi apparatus
Source: RefSeq, a predicted model, not a curated record
CUGCUCAAAUGCAGAUGGACAGCUAAUAAUCUGUGGUAGAAACUUUAACGAGACGUGGCCAGCCACAACACUGUCGGUGUGAUUUUUUUAAAAAGUGAACGAGAGAAACGAACGUAAAUUACAAUUAUAAAAGCAUCACACAACAACCUAGGUAAAAAAAUAUGGGUCUCUGCAAGUGUCCCAAGCGGCAGGUGACGACGCAAUUUUGCUUCGAGCAUCGGGUUAAUGUAUGCGAAAACUGUAUGGUAGUGAACCACAUGAAGUGUACAGUGCAGUCGUACAUACAGUGGUUGAAGGAUAGUGAUUUCGACUCCAACUGUACCCUGUGCGGCAGUCCACGAGAUAGUGACGAUUGCGUUCGGCUCAUAUGCUACCAUGUCUUUCACUGGAAGUGUCUCAACGCUCGACAGCAAAUGCUACCCCCAAAUACGGCCCCCGGUGGCCAUACCUGUCCGAUCUGCAGUGAACCACUGUUUCCGCCCAGCAAUCUGGUGUCGCCGGUUGCGGACGUGCUGCGCGUACGGCUUGGCCAGGUGAACUGGGGCCGAAACGAAUUAGGCUUACCGUUGAUAUUGGACGAAAAGCAUGAUAAAAGCUAUACGGAAGCUUCGUCGAAUCCAUCGGUUGAUCUGAUGGCAAAUCAGAACGGUAGCGCUAUGCCGGGAUACAAUGACGUACACGGGAUGAUGUCACAAAGCCGGGGAAGCAACAAUACGAACCAACCAUCUGGUAAGGAACGUCCCGAAACGCCCCACUCGGUGCUAAAUCUCGAUCCGUACGUUAACAUUGCAAACAGUCGCCGAUCAACACUGCUCACCCGGGAACCACCGAUCGGUGGUUCGGAUCGGGACGACAACAAGUACAAGCGCCGUACACCGAAGGAAAUCUUUUCCCGCUGGUCCCGACGUCUGUACGCACCGUCUGCCCGGCCCGUUUGGCGAAAAACGUGGUUCCUGUUUGCGACGGGUGUGCUCGGUUUCGUGUGCAUCGUGUACGUGAUGGCAACAAUCAGCAGGGGCGAAGAUCAGGGUGACCGGGAGCUGGGUGGUUUCAUUCCGAAUCGCAAUCUACCGCACGCCGAAGAGUGACGAUCCCUGGUUGGGUAAUGCGGUUGCUGGAGAGAGAUAGAUAGAGGGAAAGAGAGCUAACUAUCAAAACAUUCUGCUCGCAAUUGUGAUUUGGUGACGAAAAUUAAGUGUGUGUGUGUAUAUGUGCAUGUGUGUGAAGUAUAAGUAUGAAAGAAAAGCUGUUGAGUGUAUGCGCAACUGGGAAAUGUCCCAUAAUGUGAGCUGUAUAAGGGAAAUAUUUUAUUUGUUUUCAUUUACUAAAAGUACAUUACGUAUUAACAUUCAAUUAAAGAUGCAUUAUUAUUGCGAUAUAUUAUAAA